Molecule: messenger RNA, 789 nt
Organism: Camelina sativa (false flax)
Lineage: Eukaryota; Viridiplantae; Streptophyta; Magnoliopsida; Brassicales; Brassicaceae
Product: small ribosomal subunit protein eS12z
Biological process (GO): translation
Cellular component (GO): ribosome
Molecular function (GO): structural constituent of ribosome
Source: RefSeq, a predicted model, not a curated record
AAGUGAGCAUAUAAAAUUGUUACAAAUUCAUUUCACAUCCUUUCCGCUGCUGCCGUCUUCGUCUCCUGAGAUAAGAAGAGGACUUCUGUUUUUUUUUUCUUUUCCGGUCGUUAAACAACAAUCAAAGAGAAAGCAUGUCAGGUGAUGAAGCUGCCCCUGCUGUUGUUCCUCCCGUUGCUGAGCCAGCGGCCAUCCCUGAGGACAUGGACGUAAACACUGCAUUGGAGCUGACUCUAAGGAAAGCUCGUGCUCACGGUGGUGUUGUUCGUGGUCUCCAUGAGUGUGCUAAGCUUAUUGAGAAGCGUGUGGCUCAGCUAUGUGUCUUGGCUGAAGACUGCAACCAGCCUGAUUACGUUAAGCUUGUGAAAGCUCUCUGUGCUGAUCACAACAUCAAUUUGCUUACCGUUCCAAGUGCCAAGACCCUCGGAGAAUGGGCUGGACUCUGCAAGAUUGAUUCUGAGGGAAAUGCCAGGAAGGUUGUUGGAUGCUCAUGUCUUGUUGUCAAGGACUACGGCGAGGAGACCACUGCUCUCAAUAUCGUCAAGAAGCAUAUUGAAUCUCAAUAAAUUUCAUGAAGCUUCUCUAAACUCGAAUUUCCAGAUGUUUUUUCAUCCCAAAUGCUGUUUUCUCUUGGUUUUGAUAUUUAAUAUUUUAGCGGACAGCUGUUGAGAUUUGUUUGGAACAUGGUCAAGUUUUGUUGUUAUCCUAGGCUCUGUUCUUCGAAAGGCCAAAUUUGCCUUAGAUUUUAUUUUUACCUCACUUUCUCAUAAAAUAAAAAUGUUUAAAUAA